CAGCGCCGCGUCCGUCUCCCCGGGACCCCGCGUUGCCUUGACGACGGAGGGCGCGGUAAACCUGAGACAGCUGCGGCUCUGAGGCUCGGCGGACUGGACCCGGCGGGCGGAGAGCAUGAGGAGCUGCUGCCUGUGUCAGAUCUGCACCUGCGGGCGACAUCACUGUCCACAUGGAACCACUAGGAUUUAUGAAAAUACUGGCGUGUACUGCCCCACAACCGAAUAUUUGGAGAAAUAUCCUACCUAUGGCAGUGUUCUUCCAGCUCAGAGUUUGAAGCCCAAGCAAGAAUUCCGAGCAUACCGUGGUAAAAUGGAAGGAAUAACAACAUUUAAGUCGGAUUAUCGUCCUUAUGAAAUAGUCCAACAGCCUCGCCAUGUACCAGAAGAAUAUAAACCCAAACAGGGGGAGAUUGACCUUGGUACUACCUACAAACACGAUUUUAAUUCUUAUAACAUACAGCCUGUGGCUAUAGUCCGGCCCUUGGAGAGGCAGCAACUUAAAAAAGGAAAGAUGGACACUGUUCCAACCUAUAAAGAUGAUUAUAGAGUUUGGGACCUUCAGAAAAGCGAACUUUAUAAACCGAAACAAGCUUACUAUCCCCCCACUGUGAAGUUUGGAAAUUCGACUACAUUUCAGGAUAAUUAUGUUCCUUGGGAGAUACGGCCGAGGCAGAGCUCUAAACCCAUCUCCGUGGUCCAACGGCCCUCUGUCCCUUUCAACGGUGAUACAAGCCAUCGCCUCGAUUAUGCACCUUAUCAACUAGAAUCCAAGACUGCGCGGCCCAAAGAGGUUUACAAGCCAAGCAACCUGCCCUUUGAGGAUCUCACAACUCACCGAUGUCACUUUCAGGGUCUUGCUGGGGAAACUGCAAAACUCUGCAGACCUGCACACACCAGAGUGACACAAAGCGCCCAGUUUGAAGGGAGCACUGAAUUCCGUGACAGUUUCCCACCCUGGGAAAUCCCACCGCUGAAAGUCAAGAAGGUCCAAGAGUACGUCCCGCCUGCAGGGUCCAUGCAGUUACACAGCACCAGCCAUCUCGACUAUGUUCCGUACCAGGCCACACGUGUCGUCCCCAUCAGGCCCGUUUCUCACAGAAGUCGCCGUUUUCCUUUCCAGGGAAAAAGCACCACGAAGGAAGAUUUUCCAGCAUGGGAAAGUUGUCGUCAAGGACUCAUUAAAAGGCAACAGCAGAUUCCCAACCCAGCUGGAAAAUUUGAUGGUUUGAGCACUUUCAGAUGUCAUUAUGUGCCACAUGAAUUGAUUCCAACGGAGAGCUGCAAGCCUGUAAGUGUUCCUUUGCAGAGUUCUCAUCCAUUUGAUGAUGUCACCAUGUACUCCACCGAGUAUGCACCGAAGAAACAGGAAAUCUGCCCCGCGAGCUAUCCUUCUCCUCCGGGUUAUAUCUUUGAAAAUACUAAUUCCCAAGGUCAUAAGUUCUUCCGCAAGAUUACGCCCACAGUGAAAGCCUUCUAACCGGCAAGUCAUGUUCAAAAGGCAGCUAUCAGGAUGUUGGUUUUCCAAGGGCAACACCGUUUUAUUUUUUAUAGUAGAAAAAAAUUUAUGAGAGCUAACACAAAUCAUUUUUAAUCAAGAAAAUUGGAAAAUUUGUUACAGGAAAUCAGGGUCUUAAAAUUCACUUUUUGUAUUGCUAUGUUAACCAAGAUUGUUCUUUAGUAUGCCUUUCUGAAAGUUGAAUAAUGUACCUUCCCAUCCAAACUAUUUUAAUCCCCCACAUAUUCUUUGGUAGCUUGUCUCCAAUCUAUUAUCACUUAUACUUGAGUUUACAAUUAUGGCAACUGUAUGUAUGGUGAUUCGCAUGCGUUGUCACUUCUGAAGCCCACUGGGACAGUCUCAAAUACCACUGAAAACGAUACAGGGAUUCCUUUUCUUCUACCGAGUGGACAGUGAGUCAAGUUUGGGUGGGUGGUGGGGAAGAUGGUGCACUGCCCUUCAGUGUUCAAAUUAGUACGAGCCACUGAGGUGUGACAAGGAGAGGCUCCGUGGGCUGGGAAUCAGAGGAUCUGAGUUCAAGUGCUAAUGACGUUGGUUUUCAUUGGUACCACCCUAGGCAAGUGACUCAUGCCUGGGCCUCAGUGUCUUUGAUUGUUAAAGGAGAUCUGCCCUGCCUACCUCACAAAAUUUGUGUUUUGCACGUCAGCUCCUAUGAUGCACUGUGAUCACAAAGUCAAACUGCUACACAGAUGUCAGGGAUCGUUAGUGAGUCACUGCAUAUCCUUUUGUACCUGUUGUUUCCUUUUUCCCAUCAGGAUAAUUACCUACUCAGUAAUCACUCCCUUUUGGGCCUUAACAAGGAUUUUAAAAUAGCCUCCUUUGCUUCAAUCUUAUGAGUAGUACAAUUUCUGAGAAGUCUUGCCCUUGAGAUCUUCCACGAGCACCGGAGUUGUUGCUACAGAGAAUGGAGAGCUUGGAAUGGGGGGAAUCAGGUGGUUUGAAUGACAGUAUUUCCAGACAGGAAAAAGCACUGGCUAGAGUAGUUUUAGGGAGGACUGAGAGCACUGAAGAGAUCUUCAGGGUAACCUCAGGUAAUUACACACCUGGUUGCCACGCCCAGAGUCACAGUUCAGAAGACCUGGGCUCGGUGUGGGGCAUAAUGAGGUCCCCAUCCAAGUGGAAAGAACACACUUCAUCUACAAAUUCUGAGAAUUUCCUAAUGAAUCAAACACUUUAGGGUGAGUUUUUUCCCCUUUGAUAAAUGAUUACAUUAUGGGACAGUAUGAUUUAUCAUAAAGUUUAGUCUUUUGUAAUUUUUGAUUUGUUUCAAAUUAUAUAUACUUGAGAAUAAAUCCAUGUAGUUA
Messenger RNA from Hipposideros armiger (great roundleaf bat), 2820 nucleotides. RefSeq names its product stabilizer of axonemal microtubules 2 (gene SAXO2). Lineage: Eukaryota; Metazoa; Chordata; Mammalia; Chiroptera; Hipposideridae. Gene Ontology annotation, cellular component: ciliary basal body; cytoskeleton; centriole. Bases 116 to 1477 code for a protein of 453 amino acids. Gene Ontology annotation, molecular function: microtubule binding. The record is from RefSeq and is a predicted model, not a curated record. The transcript has 4 exons.